AUUAGCAGCCGUGAUACCCACAAGAUCCUCUCUUGCUUCUCCUCCCUUUUUAAAACCUGGGGAAAUGGCGUUCCCUCGUUGCAGCUCGACGUACUUCCCAUGUCCUGAUACGCGUACGAAUCCGUACGACGCGAGGCACCAUGGUUUGCCUCCGUCUUGCACCGUUCACCCUCUUCGUGGGGCUUCCGGCAAGCCGGAGGAGUCUCAAGCUCGCAGGGUGCACAGUGCGCCGAGCGAGGAGCGUGCCGUCCGCGGAGGCGAAGGCGGUGGGCGAGAUGGCGGGGCCUGCCAGCGCCGCCGCCGAGGUGCGGCAGUCCAUCGACGCCCACCUCCGGCAGCUCGCGCCGGGGAAGGUGUCCGAGGACGACCGCCUGGUGGACUACGAGACCCUCCUCGUCGCGCGGUUCUUGGACAUCCUCCAGGACCUGCACGGCAGCGACUUCAGACAAGUGGUUGAGGAGUGCCUGAGGCUGUCUGGUGAGUACCACAGCGACGGCGACCCAGCGAGGCUGGACGAGCUCGGCGCGCUCCUGACAAGCCUGGACGUGGGCGACGCCAUCAUGGUGGCGAGCUCCUUCUCGCACAUGCUCAACCUGGCCAACAUCGCCGAGGAGGCACAGAUGGUGUACCGCAAGAAGGCGGAGAAGGACCGGCGCGGCGGCUUCGCCGACGAGGCCUCGGCGUCCACGGAGUCCGACAUCGACGAGACGUUCCAACGGCUGGUGGGCACCCUCGGCAAGACGCCUCGGGAGGUGUUCGACGCGCUCAGGAGCCAGACCAUCGACCUCGUCCUCACCGCGCACCCCACGCAGUCCGUCAGACGGUCGCUACUUCAGAAGCACGCGAGGAUUAGGAGCUGUCUGACGCAGCUCUGCGUCGAGGGCACCGCCGAGAACGAGCGGCAGGAGAUCGACGAGGCCCUUCAGAGAGAGAUUCUUGCGGCUUUCAGGACGGACGAGAUACGGCGGGCGCAGCCGACCCCGCAGGACGAGAUGCGGGCGGGGAUGAGCUAUUUCGACGACACCAUCUGGAACGGCGUGCCCAAGUUCCUCCGGCGCGUCGACACGGCGCUCAAGAACAUUGGCAUCGACGAGCGCCUCCCCUACAACGCCCCUCUCAUCCAGUUCUCCUCAUGGAUGGGCGGAGACCGCGAUGGGAACCCGAGAGUUACUCCUGAAGUUACGAGGGACGUGUGCUUGCUGGCCAGGAUGAUGGCUGCGAACAUGUACUUCUCCAAGAUGGCGGAUUUGAUGUUCGAGCUUUCUAUGUGGCGCUGCAACGACGAGCUUCGAGGCCGCGCCGACGAAUUGCACCGGCAGUCUUCGCGGAAGUACGCCAAAUACUACAUUGAGUUUUGGAAGCAGAUUUCUCCGCGAGAACCUUACCGGAUCGUACUCGGCGAUGUGAGGGACAAGCUGUACAACACCUGCGAGCGUGCUCGGCAGAUCUUGUCGCACGGAGUUUCUAACAUCCCAGAAGACCAGACUUACAUCAGUGUCAAGCAGUUCUUGGAGCCUCUUGAGCUGUGCUACCGAUCGCUGCGCGACUGCGGCGACAAGCUGAUCGCCGACGGCAGUCUGCUGGACUUCAUGCGCCAGGUCUCCACCUUUGGCCUCACCCUCGUCAAGCUCGACAUCCGGCAGGAGUCUGAGCGCCACACCGACGCCAUGGACGCGAUCACCACGCACCUCGGCAUCGGCUCCUACCGGGAAUGGCCCGAGGAGCAACGCCAGGAAUGGCUUGUCUCGGAGCUUCGUGGCAAGCGCCCGCUCUUCGGGACCGACCUGCCGCAGUCCGACGAGGUUGCCGACGUGCUCGGCACGUUCCGCGUCAUCGCUGAGCUCCCCGACGACAGCUUCGGCGCGUACAUCAUCUCCAUGGCCACCGCGCCGUCCGACGUGCUCGCCGUCGAGCUGCUGCAGAGGGAGUGCGGCGUCAAGAGGCCCUUGAGAGUCGUGCCGCUGUUCGAGAAGCUCGCCGACCUUCAGCAGGGGCCCGCCACCAUGGAGCUCCUCUUCUCCAUCGACUGGUACAAGGAACGGAUCGGCGGCAAGCAGGAGAUCAUGAUCGGGUACUCGGACUCCGGGAAGGACGCCGGCCGGCUGUCCGCGGCGUGGCAGCUGUACAAGGCCCAGGAGGAGAUCGUGGGCGUGGCGGAGCGGCACGGCGUGAAGCUGACCAUCUUCCACGGGCGGGGCGGCACCGUGGGACGUGGCGGCGGGCCGAGCCACCUCGCCAUCCUGUCGCAGCCGCCGAACACUGUGAAUGGCUCGCUCCGCGUGACCAUCCAGGGCGAGGUCAUCGAGAAGUCGUUCGGCGAGGAGAACCUCUGCUUCCGGACGCUGCAGCGGUUCACGGCAGCGACGCUGGAGCACGGCAUGAACCCGCCGGUGUCCCCGAAGCCCGAGUGGCGGCGCCUGCUCGACGACAUGGCCGCGGUGUCCACCGAGGAGUACCGGUCCAUCGUGUUCCGAGAACCGCGCUUCGUGGAGUACUUCCGCUCCGCGACGCCGGAGACGGAGUACGGGCGGAUGAACAUCGGCAGCCGGCCGUCGAAGCGGAAGCCCGGCGGCGGCAUCGAGUCCCUGCGCGCCAUCCCGUGGAUCUUCGCGUGGACGCAGACGCGGUUCCACCUCCCCGUGUGGCUGGGCUUCGGCGCCGCGUUCCGUCACGCGGCGCAGACCGCCGACGGCCUCGCCACGCUCCGUGAGAUGUACGACGAGUGGCCCUUCUUCCGUGUGACCAUCGACCUCCUGGAGAUGGUUUUCGCCAAGGGCGACCCCGGCAUCGCCGCGCUCUACGACAAGCUCCUCGUCCCCGACGACCUGCGCCCGUUCGGCGAGCAGCUGAGAGCCAACUACGCGGAGACAGAGAGCCUGCUCCUGCAGGUGGCCGGGCAUUCAGACCUCCUGGAGAGCGACCCGUACCUGCGACAGCGGCUGAUGCUGCGGGACUCGUACAUCACGGCGCUGAACGCGUGCCAGGCCUACACGCUGAAGCGGAUCCGGGACGGCAGGUUCAGGCCGGCGGCGCGCGGGGCGCCGCUGUCCAAGGAGCUGCUGGCGUCGACGUCGACGGCGGAGAGUCUGGUGAAGCUGAACCCCAGCAGCGAGUACGACCCCGGGCUGGAGGACACGCUCAUCCUCACCAUGAAAGGCAUAGCCGCGGGCAUGCAGAACACCGGCUAAUUGGCUACUUGCGGUCGCUCGACGCUCGCUGGCGAUUCUAAUCUUGACUAUACACGUGUCCAUUGCAUGUACGUGACCUGUGAUUGGCAAGCUUUUCUGAAUAAAAGGACGGUGAAAAAAAAAAUGAUUGUAGAGUGGCAACGCAUCACACUGUUCGUCUCUUGGUGGUGACUGGUGAGGUCAGGUCAAGAACAAAUCGUGCUGUUCACUUGUUC
Molecule: messenger RNA, 3403 nt
Organism: Phragmites australis (common reed)
Lineage: Eukaryota; Viridiplantae; Streptophyta; Magnoliopsida; Poales; Poaceae
Product: phosphoenolpyruvate carboxylase 2-like
Exons: 8
Coding region: 141-3188 (1015 amino acids)
Biological process (GO): tricarboxylic acid cycle; carbon fixation; leaf development
Cellular component (GO): chloroplast; apoplast; cytosol
Molecular function (GO): phosphoenolpyruvate carboxylase activity
Source: RefSeq, a predicted model, not a curated record